Messenger RNA from Cavenderia fasciculata, 1653 nucleotides. RefSeq lists its product as uncharacterized. The coding region runs from base 1 to 1653 and encodes 550 amino acids. NCBI's taxonomy places the organism in Eukaryota, Evosea, Eumycetozoa, Acytosteliales, Cavenderiaceae. The record is from RefSeq and is a predicted model, not a curated record. The transcript has 7 exons. Gene Ontology annotation, molecular function: protein binding.
AUGAUAAAGGUUAUACCUUCAAGUAUCAAUACAUACGCAUUUAGACAAUUAGUAUCUAUAAAGUCAAGAUGUAAAUUACAAUACUAUGAACCAUUGUACACAUCAUAUCAUGGAUCAACUCAACCAAUCGAUAUGAAUCAAUACAUUAAAGCUAAACAUACACUCAAAAGACAAUUGAAAAUUAAUCAUUCAAUAGAGAAUAAUACAUUUCUAGCUUUUAAAGUUAUGGAUAAUGAUAAACCUAUUGAUUUUAAAAAUGGAAUGAAUCAAUUAAAACAAGAAUCUUCAUCAUCAUCAUCAUCAUCGUUGAUCAAAGGAAUCAAUUUAGACCUAAGAUCAAUCAAAAUAGAAAAAAAAAAAGAAAUGAAUCAAAUCAAUGAUAUUUUAAUGGCAACUAGAGAAGGUUUGAAUGAUUCAAAUAUACCAAUUACUCUAUUUGUAGAUUAUGAUCAGACAAGGGACUAUUUACCUAAUCUAUUUGAUAUGGUGAAGAGAGAUAAAGAUCGUCGUGAUCACUUGGCAAUUGAAUUUGACAAUUAUUCAAUUCAAGUAGAUUGGAAACACUUUCAUACCAAGAAGAUAGUUUGGAAUGAUAUGGAGGAUAAUGAAAAGUUAAAACAAUUGGUUCAAAAUGCAACAUCAAAUGAAAGAAAAAACAAUUAUGAUUGGUGUACUUAUUUGGGAGGUGGAAUAGAUAGUGUUCAAGACUUGCACCAAUUAACAAAAGAUUAUGAGACUAAUCCUGCUAGUAGAUCAUUUGGGUUCCUGGUUGAUGAAUCUAAUCUUGCUGGAAACCCAUACUUUUUCAAUCGAUUCAUUAUUCCAACCUAUAUUUCACCUCCACCAAACUUUCAACAUUUGGUUGGGUUCAAAGAUAUGCAUUAUUCUAUUAGUGAUCAAGCCAAUGGUACUGGAGGUAGAGAAGAGAACAUUCAAGUGACCGAAUUACUAUCAACUAUAGUUCAUCAUGCUAUGCUUGCAGAAGAAGCGGAAAUGGAAUUAGAGGGAAUGUCUGCUAGAUUAUCAAACACAGCAGUGAUUCGACCGGAGUUGGAACCACAUAUCGAUGGCUAUCUACAACCAUUUGGUAAUUUAAAUAACAAACUCUCAGAGGAUGCAAAUGGUCAAAUCAUUUCCGAUCAAUCUAAUAAUAUUACUCGACUCGGACAAUUACUGUUAUCUGUAAACAAUUCAAGAGAAAUGGUACCUAUCCUAAAUGAUUUCCUAUUAUUUAUUUCUAAACAAUAUGGUUGUAGUAGUACAAGAAGAGAAGAUCGAUAUACAUUAGACAAUUACUCUAUAAAAGGAGCACCACACCUAAAUGACAUAGCAAUGGACCUUGCCUCUAGUAAUGGGUUCAUUGACAUUGUAAAGUAUUUACAUGAGAAUAGAACUGGAAAAUGUAUUACAAGGGGAAUGGAUCAAGCAGCAAAUAACCAUUUAGACGUCGUAAAGUUUCUUCAUUUUAAUAGAACUGAGGGGUGUUCGAGUGAUGCUCUGGAUGGAGCAGCUGAAAAUGGUAAUUUAGAGAUUGUUAAAUUCCUUAUUCAACAUCGUACAGAGGGCGGUUCAAAGGAUGCUAUGGAUUUGGCAGCUCAAAAUAAUCACAUUGAAAUAGUCAAAGUAUGUAACAACACAACUACAUUAUCAUAA